This is a messenger RNA of Puccinia triticina, 765 nucleotides long. RefSeq lists its product as uncharacterized. Bases 1 to 765 code for a protein of 254 amino acids. Lineage: Eukaryota; Fungi; Basidiomycota; Pucciniomycetes; Pucciniales; Pucciniaceae. The record is from RefSeq and is a predicted model, not a curated record. The transcript has 2 exons.
AUGUCUGGUGGACUCAUCUGCCCGGCUACAGUGCCAAUUCGAACCAAUGAAGCUCUCAGGGAAAACCGAAACCAAUUACACCCGGGCAAGGGAACGGUUAUUGUCCGACGACCCUUCAAGUAUGUGAAACAUCAAGGGCCGCGCCCGGUCGGUACCGGUUCCGCCUCGACGUUCGUGUUUUCCGCUGCCAACGGUCCAGCGAAGAUCCGAGCGCUAUCAAUCAGACCUGGUUCGAUGGCAACCACUCACGAACGAUCCUCUCACCACGGCUCGAAGUCCGAGAGAGCACAGACUGUGGCCGUGGAUCCGGAAAAUAGAGGUCGGAAAAACGAACGUGCAUUCGGACCGCCGGUCUCGCGUCUCCUAAGCUCACGCAAGCUCAACCUAUCGGCCUUGGACAUCUCUGCAUGCCACAAGAGAAAAAGCGCUCAGGUCGAAGUGGUUCGGGAUGAGCUCACCAAUCCCCUGUAUCAGACCGACCCGAGCCUGGCCAAGUCCCCCGGUACGGCCCGCCUCUGGGACUGGUUUUCCCAAGGCCGAACCUCCUGCUUCUCCGACUGGUCCAACUCUGCCCCUACCUCCAGUCGCCGCUCACUCACUGUCUGCGAAACACCCACACAGCUCUAUCCCCCCAAGUCGUCCAGAGAAAUAGCCCACAAGAAGAGGAUCUCGAGCGGCCCUCAACUCCCCAUGUCCCUCACGCGUGAGUCGAGGGCUUUCCAGACUCGCAGUCGAAGCGAUUUCGGGCUCUCGAAUUACAGCUAA